This is a messenger RNA of Sphaerulina musiva SO2202, 2244 nucleotides long. Its product is annotated as small oligopeptide transporter, OPT family. Lineage: Eukaryota; Fungi; Ascomycota; Dothideomycetes; Mycosphaerellales; Mycosphaerellaceae. Gene Ontology annotation, molecular function: oligopeptide transmembrane transporter activity. The record is from RefSeq and is a predicted model, not a curated record. Bases 1 to 2244 code for a protein of 747 amino acids. The transcript is spliced from 4 exons. Gene Ontology annotation, biological process: transmembrane transport.
AUGGACCAUGUCGACACUGGCGCACCAGACGACAUCGAUGACUUCGUCAAGGGCAUCGGGAGCGUGCAGGAAGUCUUCACUAUCGACGAUGACCAAAGUCCCUAUCCGGAAGUGAGGGCUAACGUUCCCAACACUGACGACCCUUCGAUACCAGUCAAUACCCUCCGCAUGUGGCUGACAGGCAUCGUCUUCACCAUUCUCGGCACCGGAAUCAACCAAUUCUUUAGCAUGAGAUAUCCGAGCGUCACCAUCUCAUCUCUCGUAGCUCAACUUCUCGCAUACCCCGUGGGAACCUUUCUCGCUCGCAUCUUACCUGUCAAGACUGUGCACAUUCUCGGGUACAACUUUGUGAUCAAUCCUGAUCAUUACUUCAACAUCAAAGAGCAUGGAUUGGUGACCAUCAUGUCCAAUCUCGCAUUCGGACCAUCGUGGGCUACAGACAUCAUUCAAGCGCAGGUGGCACCGGCCUUUUUCAAUCUCAAGGCUCCAGUCUCGUACCAAUUCUUGCUUGCAUUGACCAUGCAACUUUUUGGACUGGGUAUGGCAGGACUCGCAUAUAGAUUCAUUGUUGAGCCUCCACAGAUGAUAUGGCCAUCGACACUGGCCAAUGCUGCACUCUUCCAGACAUUGCAUUCGAGGCUGAAUCCUGUAGCAGAUGGCUGGAGGAUAUCGAGAUAUCGUUUCUUCACUUUCGUGUUCAUUGGGAGUUUCGUCUGGUACUGGCUACCUGGCUAUCUCUGGACUGGUCUAAGCACCUUCGCUUUCAUAUGCUGGGCAGCGCCGAACAACGUGGUCGUGAACAAUUUAUUCGGCAUGUCCACUGGCCUGGCAUAUCUCCCAACGACCCUCGACUGGUCCCAGGUUGCCUAUAACGGCUCUCCUUUGGUCGUACCUUUCUGGGCCCAAGCAAACGUUUUCGCCGGCUGGAUAAUUUGCUACGCCUUAGUCACACCCAUCUUGUACUAUAAGAACGUCUGGAACUCCGCAUACAUGCCUUUCAGCGGAACCCAUACAUACGACAAUACCGGGAACGUUUACAACGCGUCUCGCAUCGUCGACCAACACGGACAAUUCCUCCAAGACGAGUACUCUAAAUACAGCCCGCUCUUCAUGCCCGUCACAUUCGCCCUGUCAUAUGGCAUGUCCUUCGCCGUCAUGACCUGCGUACCGACGUACAUCUUCCUCUUCCACUGGCGCGACAUUCUCGACGCAUUCAAGCCCGACCGCAAGAAAGACAUACACGCCCGUCUGAUCGAUCGCUAUCCCGAUGUCCCAUGGUGGUGGUACGCAGUCAUGACAACCAUUGUGCUCGCACUCUCCAUUACCGUCCAAGAAGUCUACUCCACCGGUCUUCCCGUCUGGGGAGUCGUCAUCGCCUUCCUCAUGGCCAUGGUCUAUCUCAUCCCCACGGGCUCCGUCUUCGCCGUAGCAAACCUCAACAGUAAUGUCCUGACCGUCCUCGGAGAGAUUAUCGCCGGCUACAGUCUUCCCGGCAAGCCCAUCGUGCUCCUCAUAUUCAAAUUUUACGCAUACACGGGUCUUGCUCAGGCAAUGAUCUUCGCGAGCGAUAUGAAAUUAGGUUUAUAUCUCAAGAUACCACGGCGGACACUCUUUGUCGCACAGCUCACAGCGUGCAUUGUGGGGUCAUUGACUCAAAACGGGGUGUUGCUGUGGAUGUUGGGCAAUGUAAAAGACAUUUGCACAUCCGAGCAGUCGAAUGGAUAUUCCUGUCCACAGGGUACAGUAAACUUCUCCUCCAGCAUUAUCUGGGGCGCCAUCGGCCCAGCACGUCUCUAUAGCUUCGGUCAACAAUACUCCGGACUCCUCCACCUCUUUUGGCUGGGAGCCCUUCUCCCUGUUGUAACCUUCUUCGCCCGACGUCGCUACCCCUCCAACACCUUUCUCGCUAACCUUCAUUGGCCCCUAUUCUUUGCGGGAACCGGCAACGUCCCACCAGCAACAGGAAUAAACUAUAGCUCAGCGUUCGCAGUCUCCUUCAUCUUCAACAGAUGGAUCAAGCAACGUUAUGCGUUUUGGUGGGCGAAAUACAACUAUGUCCUAUCGGCGGCGUUGGAUUCGGGACUGGCUGUGUCGGCGGUGAUUAUCUUUUUCGCAGUGGUCUUCCCAGGUGUCAGUGUUAGUUGGUGGGGAAACAAUAUUCAGGGUACGACGGUGGAUGGGAAGGGGACUCCAUACAUGGACCUUCCGCCGAGUGGAACUUUUGGUCCAGCGACGUGGUCUUGA